Mugil cephalus (flathead mullet) is the source of this 708-nucleotide messenger RNA. Its product is annotated as myosin light chain 5-like. Bases 57 to 578 code for a protein of 173 amino acids. The record is from RefSeq and is a predicted model, not a curated record. Gene Ontology annotation, cellular component: cytoplasm. The transcript is spliced from 7 exons. Lineage: Eukaryota; Metazoa; Chordata; Actinopteri; Mugiliformes; Mugilidae. Gene Ontology annotation, molecular function: calcium ion binding.
CGUCUCCUAACGAGGAGCAGCAGCACAGCGGCAGCAGGACGUCCCGAGCAGAAGACAUGGCCAGCAGGAAAACCAAGAAGAAGGAGGGAGGAGCUAAACGAGCUCAGAGAGCUUCGUCCAACGUCUUCUCCAUGUUCGAACAGACUCAGAUCCAAGAGUUCAAGGAGGCGUUCACACUCAUCGACCAGAACCGGGACGGGUUCAUUGACAAAGAGGACCUGAAGGACACAUACGCGUCUCUGGGUAAACUGAGUGUGAAGGACGUGGAGUUGGAGGACAUGCUGAAGGAGGCCAGUGGUCCCAUCAACUUCACCAUGUUCCUCAACCUGUUUGGAGAGAAGCUCCAUGGUACGGACCCUGAAGACACAAUCCUCAACGCCUUCAAGAUGUUUGACCCCGACGCCAAAGGCUUCGUCCACAGAGACGAAUUACAGAAACUACUCAUGACACAAGCCGACAAGUUCUCAUCUGAGGAGGUGAAGCAGAUGUUUCAGUCGUCAAACAUCGACGCAGCAGGAAACCUGGAUUAUAAAUCUCUGUGUUACAUCAUCACACACGGAGAAGAACAGGAAGAAUAACUGGACAGAAACAACCACAACAACAACAAUAAUAAUGAUGAUCUGAUGAUGUUUGUCUUUAAUUAAUGUGAAACAAAGAUUUGAUCAAACCAGAUUCCUGGAGCUAAAUAAAUGAUGAAUAUCUAUAAAA